UUUCUGCGCGCCCUCUGCCAGACACGCAGCUCAGCUCAGCGCGCGCUCAUACACGCGCACACGCACACGCACAGCAACACACACUUCCGCGCAGUGCCACAGCGGGAAGUGUGUCCAAGCGAGCACUCUGUGGUGGGGUGUGUGUGUGUGUGUGUUGAGGAAUAAAGCACCACGACGCUGCUUCCUCCCGCGCGUGCGUUUAUUCGUCCACACUCUCUCUCUCUCUCUCUCUCUCUCUCUCUCUCACACACACUCACACACAUGCACAGUCCAAAUAAGUGAUGAGAUUGAGAGAAACAGAUGCCGCCGCACUUUUCCUGCACGUUCAGGUGGAAGCAGAGCUGAGAGCGCGCGCCGUGUUUUCCUGCGGUUCUCCGACUGUGACUCACGGUGCUCCUCUUAACCGCGCGUGCUGAAGGUGCAGCGAUGAUUCCGGCUCCCAACGCCAACUGCAUGCAAGAUUUCUUGCAGACCUGAGGUUACCCAUCCUCCUCUUUCUCCUGCCCAUCCAAGAUGGCUUGCCAUGAGUGCCACUCCAAACUGCCAGCCUGACUCUGCCCUGACUCUGUGAUCUCCCUGAGAAUUUUCCCCUGUGCACUGCUACAACGCCGCCAAUUACCAUUCCCAUCUGUUGGCUGCCCUUCUCCCUGCUGCUCUCCCUGUCCAUGGCUGCCUUGUUGGGAUCUGUGUUCCUCUUGGUCCUACAGACAUAUGCUGCCCCUCCAGAUUUUAUCCAGAUGUGGCCAAGUGUGCCAACCUCAGGCCCUGGAUAUCUGGCUAAUGAGACAGUCACACCCUCUCUAGUGCCCCCACCUGGCACUAGCAAGCACCUCCCUCACAGCAUCAUUAUCGGUGUCCGUAAAGGUGGCACACGUGCUCUUCUGGAGAUGCUGGACAUUCACCCUGAAGUAGCAGCAGCAGCUACUGAAGUUCACUUCUUUGACUGGGAUGAAAACUACGGCAAGGGCCUGGAGUGGUACCGUGACCUUAUGCCAUAUUCAUACCCUCACCAGAUCACCAUUGAAAAGACACCAGGCUACUUCACCUCACCCUCAGCUCCAGCCCGUAUCCGUGCCAUGAGCUCCUCCAUCAAGCUCCUGCUCAUCUUGAGAGACCCAGUUGAAAGAGUCAUCUCUGAUUACACUCAGGUGUACUUCAACCGGCUGGAGAAUCACAAGCCUGUGCAUGCCAUAGAGGACAUGUUGCUCAGGAACGGGGCUCUUAACACACGGUACAAGGCCAUUCAGCGUAGUCUCUAUGAUGUGUAUAUGAGAAACUGGCUCCUGCACUUCCCGCUGGACCAGAUCCACAUUGUGGAUGGGGACACGCUGAUUCAUAACCCCUUGUUAGAGCUACAGAAGGUGGAGCAUUUCCUGGAGCUGCCGCCACGGAUAGUGGCCUCCAACUUUUACUUCAACCAGACCAAGGGCUUCUACUGUAUCCGCAGCGAUGGACGAGAAAGGUGCCUGCACGAAUCCAAAGGGCGACCUCACCCUCCUGUGAACAGCACCGUUCUGGAGCAGCUUCGAUCCUACUUCCGCCAGCACAACCACAAUUUCUACCAGCUGGUCGGGCGCACUUUUAACUGGGGCUAGUGCAAGGGGAAUAGCUGAGCCUCUCCCAGGUUCCUUGCCAGUAGAAAAAAAGUUCCUUGCCAACUAAUAAAGUUAUUGGCUGAUUAUCAGUAAUAUGUUGAGCAAGGGUGCAGAUGGAUGCCUUUGAAGUCAUAUAGUGACUGGAGAAUAACUUUGCAAUGAGAAAAUUGUAAUCGUUAAUAAAAUACUUCAACUAAAGAUUUAUAAAAUGAAUAUAUACAGUGGAAGCACCCCAGAGCUUUGAUCCUCUAUACUAUAAACAAGUAACUAAAGGAAGACUGAAGCAAGCAUUUUUGUGAACUCAUUGGGGCUUUUCUUUUUCUUCAUUUAAUAUUCUUGUACUUGAUAAUAAAUGGUUUUGUUUCCAAAAUUGGAA
Silurus meridionalis is the source of this 1971-nucleotide messenger RNA. It is a transcript of the gene hs3st1l1, whose product is annotated as heparan sulfate (glucosamine) 3-O-sulfotransferase 1-like1. The coding region runs from base 666 to 1595 and encodes 309 amino acids. The transcript has 2 exons. The record is from RefSeq and is a predicted model, not a curated record. Gene Ontology annotation, molecular function: [heparan sulfate]-glucosamine 3-sulfotransferase activity. NCBI's taxonomy places the organism in Eukaryota, Metazoa, Chordata, Actinopteri, Siluriformes, Siluridae.